This is a messenger RNA of Phaeoacremonium minimum UCRPA7, 1401 nucleotides long. Its product is annotated as putative ribosome biogenesis protein ssf1 protein. Lineage: Eukaryota; Fungi; Ascomycota; Sordariomycetes; Togniniales; Togniniaceae. The record is from RefSeq and is a predicted model, not a curated record. The coding region runs from base 1 to 1401 and encodes 466 amino acids. The transcript has 2 exons. Gene Ontology annotation, molecular function: rRNA binding. Gene Ontology annotation, cellular component: preribosome, large subunit precursor. Gene Ontology annotation, biological process: ribosomal large subunit assembly; rRNA processing.
AUGGCGAAACGAAGAACGAAGAAGCGCACGCACGUUGCGGCGAACCCAAAUGCCAAAACCUCUGCGGCCCCGACAACCGGCCAUGCCAACAUACGGGAUCCCAAGAGCAUGGUCAUUCGCAUAGGCGCUGGUGAAGUCGGAUCCAGCGUCAGUCAAUUGGCGACCGAUGUGCGCCGGGUGAUGGAGCCCGGCACUGCGAGUCGAUUGAGAGAGAGAAGGGCGAACAGGUUACGAGACUAUCUCACCAUGUGCGGACCUUUAGGCGUUACACAUCUGCUUCUCUUCUCAAGAUCCGAGUCUGGCAAUACAAACCUGCGCAUUGCUCUAACUCCAAGGGGACCGACACUGAACUUCAGAGUUGAGAAGUACUCGCUAGCAAAGGAUGUUCGGAGAGCAAUGCGACAUCCGAAAGGGGGUGGAAAGGAAUACAUUACGCCGCCAUUGCUGGUCAUGAACAACUUCACAAGCCCUACAUCUGAUGCAAAUUCGAAAACACCGAAACACCUCGAAUCUCUAACCACAACCGUCUUUCAGUCUCUCUUUCCGCCAAUCAACCCCACUACCACCCCGCUGAAGUCGAUACGGAGAGUACUACUAUUGAAUCGCGAGCAGUCAGAAGACGACGGUUCAUUUGUGGUCAAUGUCAGACAUUAUGCUAUUACGACCAAGGCCACAGGCCUCUCUAAGCCCCUCAAGCGCAUCAACGCGGCCGAGAAGCUCUUCGGCAGCAAAAGCAAGAAGGCGGCCAUGCCGAACUUGAGCAAGCUCCAGGAUAUCUCUGAAUUUAUCAAUGGAGGUGAAAAUGGCGACGGCUACACAACAGAUGCUACAAGUGGCAGCGAGAUCGGCACAGACGACGAAGUUGAGGUUCUGGAAACGGCACCAAGGAGAGUCCUAACUGCCAAAGCUCGCGUAGCUGCGGCUGAGGCAGAACCACUCGAUACACCUGCGGACGAGAGGGUCGAACGUCGUGGUGUUAAACUGGUUGAGUUAGGACCGCGCAUGAAAUUGAGGAUGACCAAGGUUGAGGAAGGGCUUUGCUCUGGUAAAGUUAUGUGGCACGAGUAUAUCCAUAAGACCAAGGAUGAAAUCAGAGAGCUCGAGAAGACAUGGGAAAAGCGGAACAAAGAGAAGGAGGCGAGGAGGCAACAGCAGAAAGAAAAUGUGGAGAAGAAACAGAAAGCUAAGGCUGAAAAGCGGGCUCAAGGCAAGGACGACGAGGAUGAGGAUGAAAUGGAUCUGGAUGACCUUGGAAGCGAUGCGUACGAGUAUUUGGAUGAGGAUGAGGAUGCGUUUGACAGCGAGGGCUUGGAGGGCGACAUUGAGACACAGAUCCAUGAGCGAAUGGAAGAGAAUGGCGAGUGGGAAAGUGAGGAGGAAGAUAUAGCUGAUGGAGGAUGA